AUGAAUCAUCAAACAUCAUUAACGAGAAAGCAGUGCGACUUUACCAAGCUUAUUAUGGCUGGGUAUGAUUUAGAAUUAAACAAUGGAAGCACACAAGAUUUUGACGUGAUGUUUCAUGGGCCAAAUGGAACCGCAUAUGAAGGAGGAAUAUGGAAAGUUCAUGUAACCUUGCCGGAUGAUUAUCCUUUUGCUUCUCCCUCUAUAGGAUUUAUUAACAAAUUAUUACACCCGAAUGUUGAUGAAGCGUCUGGGUCUGUUUGUCUGGAUGUCAUUAACCAAACAUGGACUCCGCUAUACAGCCUUGUAAAUGUUUUCGAAGUUUUUCUACCCCAACUUCUCACCUACCCUAAUCCAUCUGAUCCCCUAAACAGUGAUGCGGCUUCAUUACUUAUGAAAGACAAAAAUAUUUAUGAAGAAAAAGUAAAAGAGUAUGUUAAGUUGUACGCAAGUAAAGAUUUAUGGGAUAAGCAAAAAAAAGAAAAAAAUACUUCAAAUAUGAAUGGUAACAUAUCACCAGUUAGUGAGUUAUCAUAUGUCGACCAAGAAGUCCAAGACAUAGACCUUGACAACUUAUGA
Plasmodium malariae is the source of this 576-nucleotide messenger RNA. RefSeq names its product ubiquitin-conjugating enzyme, putative. Gene Ontology annotation, cellular component: nucleus. The transcript has 5 exons. The record is from RefSeq and is a predicted model, not a curated record. NCBI's taxonomy places the organism in Eukaryota, Apicomplexa, Aconoidasida, Haemosporida, Plasmodiidae. Gene Ontology annotation, molecular function: ubiquitin conjugating enzyme activity. Gene Ontology annotation, biological process: protein polyubiquitination; ubiquitin-dependent protein catabolic process. The coding region runs from base 1 to 576 and encodes 191 amino acids.